AUGAAUAAACGUGGUGAAGAUGGUAAUCAGGAAGGCAGCCGCCAAAUUUCAAUACCUUUAACGGCAUGCGAUCUCAGCACAGCUUCCACUCCUACCACAGUGUCAUCGUCACUAUCGCUUCAGUUUCUUUCAACAUCCAGAGCAGUAAUGGAUGAUCCGAAGGAAAGCACUCACUGUCAUGUCUGCAAUAAAAUUCAACCAUAUUCUGCUUUCAUUGUGCUGCCAUGUAAACAUGGAUUCUGUAGUCAGUGUGCUUCCAUUAUCAGUCAAACUCAGCUAUGUCCACUGUGCUUGAAUAAUGCAACAGUUGAAGGGUUUCCAUCUUCAUUGGUUAGCAUCACUGCCAGUCCAAGUCCCCUUUUUCCAGAAAAUUCACAUUCUGGAGAUGUUGCCGCCACAAAUCUUUCGCUCGAUUCUUCCUUUUCAAUAUGGGAUCCUCUUUCACCGAAAUCGCUUGUUAAACAUGAAUUGCAAGGCUCAGAGGUGCAGACAUCUGUUCAUCAACGGACUAAAUUGUUCCAUUCUUCACAACAAUUGUCAGACACUUCUGCAACACAUCCGCUGCUUGAUCAAUCUGUACUGACCUUCCAAAGUGGUAUUGCAACUGUUGCAGGAUUAUUUUCACUACCUCCCCAACCACUUACUACUACCUCAACAAUAAAUUGGCAUACCGUUCCAACUGCUGAAAUCCAGCAAACGUUCAAUGACAAUGCAAUAGCAACUGUGCGCUGCAUGCAGUGUGACGAAACAUUGUGUAGUGAGUGCGUUAUUGCACAUUAUCGCAUGCGAGUUACUCGUGAACACAAAGUGGUGCGUAUUGAGGCUUUCAAAGGCUUGACGCUACCUCAACUGAGUACUACAAGAGAACCAGUUAAAUUUGAAAGUUUACUUGAAACAGAAACAUGCAACACUCAUGAUUCACCGGUAAUCUGUACUUGUGUAACUUGUGGAACUGUACUACUUUGCAAUGUAUGCAUUGCGGACCACUCAAAACAUCAGCUUGUACCAUAUGGUGAACUGAGAACAUCGCUGCUGACGUUGAUUGCAAGCUCAAAGCAUGACCAAAAAAAUCUAGAAGAUGCUUUGGAAACUGUACGUCGAAUGUUAGAAAGAGUAGAUGCUUCUGUACAGUCAGCAAUUCGUGAAUUGCGAUCAGCGAUACAUUUGCAUAUCAGUGCACUAGAAGAACGGAAGCGCGAUUUAUUGCAGCGCGUUGAUACCAUUCGCCAGACGAAGAUCAGCACAUUGAAAGCUCAGGGGGAACAACUCAGACAGCGUCAUACAAUUUUAUCUGAAGCUUUAAAAGCGGCAGAAAUUGUAACGGCAGUCGGUGAAGGGAUGGAAAUCCAACAACGCAAUUCAUUUGAUGCAUUGCUUAGUAUUUUGCGGGAGCCAUGUUUAUAUUUGGUACCAAAUGAAACUGAUUUGAUCAAAUUCAUACCACCCGACAGUACUUUUAUUUCAAAAUUGCGUUCUCUGGGAGAGCUGGAGAGUGGUGCUUGUGCACGAACAACACACAUUAUCGGUGAAGGAUACAAGCGUGCCAUUCGUGAUCGGUUAUGUACCAUUUUAGUGCAAACUCGUGACUCUUGCGGCGAUGCUUGUACAUCAACAAGCCACCAGGUGUCUGCUUCGUUGCUUAGUCCGGAGGGUCGUACUCUGGAUAUACGCAUUGCUGAACAGGAUGCAGGGAUUUACUCGUUGACUUAUUUUCCAACCGAUGAAGGCAAUCAUUUUUUGGAUAUCAAGAUUCGAGGUGUUUCCAUUUGUGGAUGUCCUACGGUAAUCUAUGCACGAAAAGGUCGAAAUUAUGAAACAAUUGCUCGGGCAGGGCCAUUAUUCUCUUUUGGUUCAGAAGGUAACGCUGAUGGACAAUUUUGUCGACCAUGGGGAAUUUGCUGCGAUAAUAAAGGCCGCAUUGUUGUAGCAGACAGAAGCAACAAUCGUGUACAAAUUUUCGAUCAAGAGGGUAACUUCUUGCACAAGUUUGGUUCGCCAGGAACUCGUCCAGGACAGUUUGAUCGUCCGGCAGGCAUUGCGGUUAACUCCAUGAACGAAAUAGUCGUGGCUGACAAGGAUAAUCAUCGAGUACAAGUGUUCAGUGAACGUGGAGAUUUUUUGCUAAAAUUUGGUGAACGUGGCCGAACUCCUGGUCUUUUCAAUUACCCAUGGGGAGUCGCAGUAAAUUCAUUUAAUCAGAUUGCAGUUUCGGACACUAGAAAUCAUCGUGUACAAAUGUUUUCGCCGCAAGGACAUUUUAUUCGUAAAUUUGGCUUUGACAAUUCAUUGUAUAACUACAAGAAUCUGGAUUCACCUCGUGGUGUUUGCUAUUUACAUGACGGCCAAUUGGUUAUUACUGACUUCAAUAAUCAUCGCCUGGUGGUGAUAUCAUCGCGUGGUACAGUUGAUAUGAAAAUGUAUGGCAGCGAAGGUGAUAGUGAAGGUUCGUUUUGUCGUCCCCAGGGAAUAACAAUCGAUAAUGAAGGACAUAUUCUCGUCUGCGAUUCACGUAAUAAUCGAAUUCAGGUAUUAAGCUUGGAUGGAAUGCAGUGCAUUGCAUCAUUUGGUGGUGCAGUGCCAGGACUUCCACCGGCAGUUGGAGUUGGUAACACUGGUAGUGGAGCAGGCGGAGAAAAUGUUAUAACACCACUAGCCAAUAUUCCGGUAACAACAAAUAAUACUUUAAAAAGAUCAUCACCCCAACUGCCCACAUCUACAAAUGCACCACAACAUUCAGCACUUGAUCGUCCUACCGACUUAUGCGUUUCACCUGAUGGUUUGAUCUAUGUUGUAGAUUUUGGUAGCAGCUGUAUUCGGGUUUACUAA
Messenger RNA from Acanthocheilonema viteae, 2826 nucleotides. The record is from the annotation of a GenBank genome assembly. Lineage: Eukaryota; Metazoa; Nematoda; Chromadorea; Rhabditida; Onchocercidae.